AUGAUUAUCAACGCAAUACUCGGUACCAUAUUGUGGACAUCAUAUGGGGAAGCCAGUAAAGGCUUGGAGCCUCAUCUAAAAAAUCAUUCUAUUUUGAAUACAGCGCUUUCCGGUGCAAUAGCAGGAGCCUGCCAGGCCGUUGCUGCUGCCCCUGCCGAUAAUGUCAGACUUUUACUAGAACACGGAUUUGGUGGGCAUACAUGGUCUUGCGCUUGGAAAGAAGUAUUUAAGAAUGCUUCUACUACUCAAAGUCGGCCUGCUCGACUACAGGAUGUACGCCAACUACGUGGCUGGUUACAAGAUGUCGGGCAGAUGGCAGGACGAGGAUGGAAUGGUUGGGGUUGGGGUGUAGCUAAGGACACUCUAGGGUUUUCUGCCUUUUUCCUGAUAUUCGAGUUAUCCAGGCGCGCGGGCUCAACAGCCAAGGACGUUUAUGUUAAUCUUUUCAGUAAUGCUACCAACCAAGAAUACAAUGGUGUCAUUAAGAAACAAAUACCAGCUGUGAUUAACGGGGUGGUCCUUGUGUCCGGAGGCGUCAUUGCAGGACUGACCUAUGAAUUUAUUGGUCGACCUUUUGAUGUCGCGAGACGCGCCAUUUACCUUGAAAGGCUUGAAAAAUCGCAUCGAAUGGACAGCUCUUACGCCAUCUUGAAACGGAAAAUCAUCAAAGAUAGCGCAAGUUCCUUCUUCAAGGCCAGCGGUUUGCCCGCAGAUUUGACUGCAACUAGCACGAGAACAAAGCAAUUUCUUCGUACUAUUGGGCGAGUUGGUCCCUGGGGUGUGGGCUUUUUGGUUUGGGAGGCCUAUAGCUCUGGACUUAAUUGA
Psilocybe cubensis is the source of this 825-nucleotide messenger RNA. RefSeq lists its product as uncharacterized. NCBI's taxonomy places the organism in Eukaryota, Fungi, Basidiomycota, Agaricomycetes, Agaricales, Agrocybaceae. Gene Ontology annotation, molecular function: L-ornithine transmembrane transporter activity. Gene Ontology annotation, biological process: mitochondrial L-ornithine transmembrane transport. The transcript is spliced from 3 exons. Bases 1 to 825 code for a protein of 274 amino acids. The record is from RefSeq and is a predicted model, not a curated record.